AUGUCUGGAAUAGCUGCAAACACCGUCAGACAAGCCACACGCUUGUGUGCGAAGCAGUCAAGCUCUGCAUCUACCCUACUCAGAACAUCUACAUUUCGAGCGGCGACCAUUUCGGGGCAGAAAGUCUCAAGGAGGGGAUAUGUAUCCGAGUCGAAGAAGGACAGCGCCCAAGUCAGCAUCGAUACAGCAGUACGAGCGGAUCAGAAAGCUUUCUUCAAUGAAACCAGCAAGCUUCCUGAAAAUACCAUUGUUGGUGGCACCAAUGUAAACGCGGAUGCGAUGAUGAGUCCCAUGGCUGGUGUACUCAAAGAGGCGACAAUCAUGGACGGCGGCGAGAGACCGAUUUACCUCGAUAUGCAGGCAACAACACCUUUGGAUCCUCGAGUACUGGAUGCCAUGUUACCCUUCUAUAGUGGAUUAUAUGGUAACCCCCAUUCAAGGACGCACGCUUACGGUUGGGAGACGGAUAACGCAGUCGAGACAGCACGAAAGCAUGUCGCCGACCUGAUCGGAGCGGAUCCAAAAGAAAUCAUCUUCACGAGUGGCGCUACAGAGAGUAACAAUAUGAGCAUUAAGGGAGUGGCAAGAUUUUUUGGCCGAUCCGGAAAGAAGAAUCACAUCAUCACCACACAAACGGAGCACAAGUGCGUACUUGAUAGUUGCAGGCAUCUUGCAGAUGAAGGAUUUGAAGUCACAUAUUUACCUGUCCAGACCAAUGGUUUGAUAAAUAUGGAAGAUCUGGAGGCUGCGAUUCGACCAACAACUGCCAUUGUCAGUAUUAUGUCGGUCAACAACGAAAUCGGUGUCAUACAGCCUCUCGAGGAGAUAGGAAAACUUUGCCGGUCGAAGAAGGUCUUCUUCCAUACUGAUGGUGCUCAAGCUGUUGGAAAAAUCCCUAUGGAUGUCAACAAGAUGAACAUUGAUUUAAUGUCAAUCUCAUCGCACAAAAUAUACGGACCAAAGGGUAUGGGAGCUUGUUAUAUUCGAAGGAGACCCCGUGUCAGAAUCGAUCCUAUCAUCAGUGGAGGUGGUCAAGAAAGGGGAUUGAGAAGCGGGACUCUUGCACCUGCGUUGGUUGUUGGCUUUGGUGAGGCAUGCCGCAUUGCCAAGGAGGAACUUCCAUACGACUCCAAGCGCAUCAAGAUGCUCUCCGACCGACUCCUUAACGGUCUCCUCGCACUUGAACACACCAAACAAAACGGCUCCGACAGCCAAUUCUACCCAGGAUGCAUCAAUGUUUCAUUCGCCUACGUCGAGGGCGAAUCUCUUCUAAUGGCACUCAAAGACAUUGCCCUCUCCUCAGGCAGCGCCUGCACAUCUGCCUCACUCGAACCAAGUUACGUUCUCCGCGCCCUCGGUAGUGACGAAGCCGAUGCUCACAGCAGUAUCCGCUUCGGUAUUGGUCGUUUCACCACCGAAUCGGAGAUCGAUUACGUAUUGAAGGCUGUGACGGAGCGAGUCUCUUUCUUGAGGGAGUUGAGUCCGCUGUGGGAAUUGGUGCAGGAGGGCACGGAUUUGAGUACGAUCCAGUGGGAACAGCACUAG
Glarea lozoyensis ATCC 20868 is the source of this 1545-nucleotide messenger RNA. RefSeq names its product PLP-dependent transferase. The coding region runs from base 1 to 1545 and encodes 514 amino acids. Lineage: Eukaryota; Fungi; Ascomycota; Leotiomycetes; Helotiales; Helotiaceae. The record is from RefSeq and is a predicted model, not a curated record. Gene Ontology annotation, cellular component: nucleus; cytosol; mitochondrion. The transcript is spliced from 3 exons. Gene Ontology annotation, molecular function: pyridoxal phosphate binding; cysteine desulfurase activity. Gene Ontology annotation, biological process: [2Fe-2S] cluster assembly.